AUUGAUAGUCAAUGGCCUGGAGAGAGGGGGGAGGUAAACAAGAUGGCGGCAACCUGAUAGCAGCUGCAUCAAUAAUAGCAAACCUCAUAUUUAUGCAGACAGAAAAAUAAAACACUACAUAACAUCUGUCGAUAGAGUCUGGAUGUUAAGGUUCUCUGGAGCAGUAUCCUGAGUUGCCAACUGGGAAAGACUAGUGAACUCCAUAGAAGAGCUGACAAUACAUCUAGGACCCAGAGCAUAACCAUACUAAAGACUGAAAUAACUCAUUUAGGUGUGAUUGAGUAUUUAUUGCAUCUGCACUUAGAUCAAGGCAAACCAAUGGUGACCAUGGAUCGCUACAAGGUUCUAUGGCCGUCAUGCUUUGCUUGGCUUUGAAACAGGACUGGUUACCUCUCCGUCUGCAUGUCGCCAUCUCAUAUCAGAUCACAGAUUGAGGUGACAUGGAGCUAAGCAGCGGAAUGUAAACUCAGCCAGACGUCCCACUCUGCUCAGUAGCACCUGUCCCACAGCCUGAACUCUCCACAAAUCUUUUCACCCUGGAACCUUGGCAUCGCUGGGUCUUAGUUAACUACCCCACACCACUCUGGAAACGUUUACAGCUAGCCUACAUCUUGUUCCCACGAACUUAAACUAACCUCUGUGUUUACAGACCUACUCUAUUACAAGGUAAACUGUUUCUCUCAAUGCCUAUGCCUGGCUACACCUCCAAUGUCACUUAGUGUUUUCUAAUUGAACUGUGUCCCUGAGCCACCAGCAUACACAGCCCAAGCCAAAGGCUUGAGGUCACAGUCCACUAUAUUGGAUUGUCUGGACGCUACACGCUACAGUAACUAAGUUGAUUUAACCAUGAGUGUCGGGGAGCUGCAGCACCUGGACUAUCUGACUGAGAAUGAGCUGAUGGGCAUGGACACGUUCAUCCACCGCAUCGACUCCACAGAGGUGAUCUACCAGCCGCGCAGGAAGAGGGCCAAGCUCAUCGGGAAGUACCUGAUGGGAGACCUGUUGGGGGAGGGCUCCUACGGUAAGGUGAAGGAGAUGCUGGACUCUGACACGCUGUGUCGCAGGGCCGUCAAGAUCCUCAAGAAGAAGAAGCUCAGAAGGAUCCCCAAUGGAGAGGCCAACGUGAAGAAGGAGAUCCAGCUGCUCCGGAGACUUCAGAACAAAAAUGUGAUCCAUUUGGUGGACGUGUUGUACAAUGAAGAGAAGCAGAAAAUGUAUAUGGUGAUGGAGUAUUGCGUAUGUGGGAUGCAAGAAAUGCUGGACAGCGUCCCAGAGAAAAGAUUUCCAGUAUUUCAAGCUCACGGGUACUUUUUACAGCUGUUAGAUGGUCUUGAAUAUUUGCACAGCCAGGGAAUCGUUCACAAAGACAUUAAACCAGGGAAUCUGCUGCUGACCACUGACGGCACGCUCAAGAUCUCAGACCUGGGCGUGGCAGAGGCUCUGCACCCGUUUGCGAAGGAUGAUACGUGCCGUACAAGUCAGGGCUCGCCAGCGUUUCAGCCCCCCGAGAUCGCCAACGGCCUGGACACGUUUUCAGGGUUCAAAGUGGACAUCUGGUCCGCAGGCGUCACACUAUACAACAUUACAACGAGUCUAUAUCCGUUUGAAGGGGACAACAUCUAUAAGCUAUUUGAGAACAUUGGGAAGGGAGACUACAGUGUUCCUGAGGAGUGUGGCCCCUCCCUGUCAGACCUAUUGCAAGGAAUGCUUGAAUAUGAUCCCGUCAAGAGGUUUUCCAUACAGCACAUCAGGCAACACAACUGGGUACGUAAAAAACACCCACCAACGGAGCCCCCGGUGCCCAUCCCAGCCAGCGCGGAGAGCCGGGACAUGUGGCGCAGCAUGACGGUGGUGCCCUACCUGGAAGACCUGCACGGCUACACCGAGGAAGAGGACCAGGAGUUCUAUGACCAGGAGGAUGACAUCAUCUACACUCAGGACUUCACUGUGCCAGGGCAGGUACCAGAGGAGGAUUUGGAUGAGGCUGAGGUGGAUUUGAGCCGGGCCAAGCCUGUGUGUGUAAACGGGACGGAGAGCAAGGCCAAGCCAGAGCGCAGGUCCUCUUCCUCAUCCAAUCCCUCCCGCAAAGGAGUCUCCACAGCCAGCAAGAUACGCAAGUUCUCCACCUGCAAACAUCAAUGACCCCACCUCAACAACCCAUCUGGUUUAUCUUUCCCAUCCUUGGCAAGGGUGAGAGAGAACUGCUGAUGUUGUUCCUCCUGAACCAUUUGGCUACAAACUCUUCAAGGAUGUCAUGCGCACAGCGGAGAGAUGGACAGAGAGCAGCAGAGAAACAGACUGUACCCUCAAGGGUCUUUGUGUGAAGUGGCUCUUUGUGUUUCCGUUCAUCCCUCUGUUGUUUUGCUCCCUCCGUCCCCCCCUCUCAGGCUGUCCCAGAGGAGGCAUGGCUGGCCGUGCAAGUCCCACCUUCGUGAACUCUGACCCCAUUGGUUUUUAGUUCUUAGACAACCUUUUAUUUGACAGAACCUAAAGAUACACAUUGUAAAAUAAAUUAGGUUGAUAAAGAAUAGCUCUUCAUUUGAACUAUGAGGAUAGUGAUACUGAUAUGAAAACUGCAUGCUGGAUUGAACUUUGAGAAAGGGAAACUGCUGAGUUAAGGACAGACAAACAGACCUUGGCCUCCACCACUGGUGUGUUGGGAGGGGCUUUUUUGUGUUCAUUAGGUUUUGUUUAUUUUUUCCAAUAAAUCUUUAUUAUUAUUUAUAUAAAACACGUCCCAACCAAAUCCUUGUUGUUGUCUGGCUCCCAUUUAAUUUUAUAUUCUGAACAUACACUGAGUGUACAAAACAUUAAGAACACUGGCUCUUUCUUUUAGACUAUCAAGGUGAAGGCUAUGAUCCCUUUAUAAAUGUCACUUGUUCAAUCCACUUGGAUUGUCUCCGUUCAGAGGAUGAAUGGGCAAGACAACAUAUUUUGGUGCCUUUGAAUGGGGUAUGGUAGUAGGUGCCAGGCGCACUGGGUUGAGUGUGUCAAGAACUGCAACGGUACUGAGUUUUUCCACACUCAGCAGUUUCCCGUUUGUUUCAAGAAUGGUCCACCUCCCAAAGGACAUCAAGCCAACUUGGCACUACUGCAGUGGUAGAAAAAGUACCCAAUUGUUGUACUUGAGUAAAAGUAAAGAUACUUUUAAUAGAAAAUGACUCAGGUGGAAGUCACCCAGUAAAAUACUACUUAAAAGUUAAAGUAUUUGGAUUAAAAUAUACCUAAGUAUCAAAAGUAAGAGUAAAAAUAAUUUCAUACUCUGUAUAUUAAGGAAACCAGAUGGCAUGAUUUUCUUGUUUUUAAAUGUAUGGAGAGCCAGGGGUACAACAACACUCUGACAUUAUUUACUAACGAAGCAUGUGUGUUUAGGCAGCAGGGUGACCAGGGAUGUUCUCUUGAUAAGUGUGAAUUGGACUAUUUUCCUGUCCUGCUAAACAUUUCAAAUGUAAUGAGUACUUUUAGGUGUCAGGGAAACUUGUGAGAAAAGUACAUUAUCUUUAAGGACUAUAAAGUAAAAGUAGUCAAAUAUAUGAAUAGUAAAGUACAGAUUCCCAAAACAACUACUUAAGUAAAAAUACUUUAAAGUACUAUUGAAAUGCUGUGGGAAGCAUUGGAGUCAGUAUGGACCAGCAUCCCUGUGGGAAGCAUUGGAGUCAGUAUGGACCAGCAUCCCUGUGGGAAGCAUUGGAGUCAGUAUGGACCAGCAUCCCUGUGGGAAGCAUUGGAGUCAGUAUGGACCAGCAUCCCUGUGGGAAGCAUUGGAGUCAGUAUGGACCAGCAUCCCUGUGGGAAGCAUUGGAGUCAGUAUGGACCAGCAUCCCUGUGGGAAGCAUUGGAGUCAGUAUGGACCAGCAUCCCUGUGGGAAGCAUUGGAGUCAGUAUGGACCAGCAUCCCUGUGGGAAGCAUUGGAGUCAGUAUGGGCCAGCAUCCCUGUGGGAAGCAUUGGAGUCAGUAUGGGCCAGCAUCCCUGUGGGAAGCAUUGGAGUCAGUAUGGGCCAGCAUCCCUGUGGGAAGCAUUGGAGUCAGUAUGGGCCAGCAUCCCUGUGGGAAGCAUUGGAGUCAGUAUGGGCCAGCAUCCCUGUGGGAAGCAUUGGAGUCAGUAUGGACCAGCAUCCCUGUGGGACGCAUUGGAGUCAGUAUGGGCCAGCAUCCCUGUGGGAAGCAUUGGAGUCAGUAUGGACCAGCAUCCCUGUGGGAAGCAUUGGAGUCAGUAUGGGCCAGCAUCCCUGUGGGAAGCAUUGGAGUCAGUAUGGACCAGCAUCCCUGUGGGAAGCAUUGGAGUCAGUAUGGGCCAGCAUCCCUGUGGGAAGCAUUGGAGUCAGUAUGGACCAGCAUCCCUGUGGGAAGCAUUGGAGUCAGUAUGGGCCAGCAUCCCUGUGGGAAGCAUUGGAGUCAGUAUGGACCAGCAUCCCUGUGGGAAGCAUUGGAGUCAGUAUGGACCAGCAUCCCUGUGGGAAGCAUUGGAGUCAGUAUGGGCCAGCAUCCCUGUGGGAAGCAUUGGAGUCAGUAUGGACCAGCAUCCCUGUGGGAAGCAUUGGAGUCAGUAUGGACCAGCAUCCCUGUGGGAAGCAUUGGAGUCAGUAUGGACCAGCAUCCCUGUGGGAAGCAUUGGAGUCAGUAUGGACCAGCAUCCCUGUGGAACGCUUUCCACACCUUGUAGAGUCCAUGCACUGAUGAAUUGAGGCUAUUCUGGGGGCAAAAGAGGGUGCAACUCAAUAUUAGGAAGGUGUUCCUAAUGUUUUGUACACAGUGUAUGGUUAUUCAACUGCAGGUGUUUAACGACCAUGCGCUUGUGCAGUUUAUUUCACACCUACACUGGUGUUGGAGUCAACACUUGCCCCAGAGGGGGACGGGGGAUUGAGGAUGAUUCUUGACUAUGAAACUGAAAUGAGGGGCUCAGAAAACGUGAAAUGGGUUUCAAUCAGACCUCAGGAAAACCAGGAUAAUAUGGCGUCAGGCAUCUGUAUGACAAGAUGCACCGGUAGCCUUUUUUCAUUUUUGUGCUGAUCACGUCCCUUGAAAUUCCUCACCCUAUCACUCACUUCUCUCUCUCUUUCACCUUUGCUGUCCCCUUCCAUUUUUUUAAUUGUCUCACUCGCUCUCUGGUCUGACUCACCUACUCUCUCCUCUGUUGUCCUGCCCUCUCUCUUUCCCCCUCUCUCUAUCCCCCUCCUUCCCCUUCCUGUCUCUAUGCUCUGACUCAUCUGCUCCCCUCCCUCCCUAUGCUCUGACUCACUCGCUCUGUGAUCUAUUCUCAGUGCUGGGCUGAUGGAGUGGCGGGGUUGCGUAAAAUGCAGACGAAUGCUGCCCACGUCAGCCAGGCACUGAGAGAAUCUAUGCAGAGGCCAGACCAGCAAAACUGGAUGAGAAACCUCACCAUGUACCUUUGAUUAAUGAAGAGUUUCCUUAUUAUUAUUAAAUAAAUACCAUGUUAAGAAA
This is a messenger RNA of Oncorhynchus kisutch (coho salmon), 5443 nucleotides long. Its product is annotated as serine/threonine-protein kinase STK11-like. Gene Ontology annotation, biological process: protein phosphorylation; regulation of cell growth; intracellular signal transduction. NCBI's taxonomy places the organism in Eukaryota, Metazoa, Chordata, Actinopteri, Salmoniformes, Salmonidae. Gene Ontology annotation, molecular function: ATP binding; protein serine/threonine kinase activity; protein kinase activator activity. The transcript has 11 exons. The record is from RefSeq and is a predicted model, not a curated record. Bases 847 to 2142 code for a protein of 431 amino acids. Gene Ontology annotation, cellular component: cytoplasm.